Messenger RNA from Suillus fuscotomentosus, 360 nucleotides. RefSeq lists its product as uncharacterized. Bases 1 to 360 code for a protein of 119 amino acids. The record is from RefSeq and is a predicted model, not a curated record. NCBI's taxonomy places the organism in Eukaryota, Fungi, Basidiomycota, Agaricomycetes, Boletales, Suillaceae. The transcript is spliced from 5 exons.
AUGGCAGACGCUGUAAUACAACUAACAGGUCCUUUGGUACUAGGGUAUCAGUUUAAUUGGGGCCUCUAUGGUGUUUUGGCAACUCAGCUUUUCAUUGUAAUGAGUGAUUUGGCUGGAAAGCCGCAUGGCGUUGAAAUCGAUUGCAAUGUCAAGUCGCCAUACAUCAUCCGGUCCAACCCUGCCCUUGUGCGGGAGAUAUUUGGUGACGAACAAGAGACCACCAAGCAAAGUGUGCUAGCCGCUGCCAAAUGGCGAUCGAUGAUGGGGCCUGACAUGGGUAAAGGGCGCUUGGGUGGAACCGAGAGGUGGCAUGCUGGUUGGGCGCUAUGGGUAUCCCGCAGGCAUUUGGCAGUGGUCUAG